GCAGAGCCAGAGCGGCCGGAAGGGGAGGCGGUGGAGGCAGUGGGGGUACCAGGAGGAGGAGUUAGGAGACAGCCAGGGCCGGUGGGGGCAGAGGGAGCCCCUGUGGGGGGCCCCUUCCCCGGGGUGCAGGCCAGGUGUCACAGGGGGAGGGGACAUAGGUUAAGAAAGGGCGGCCAACCGGGAGACCAGCAGGAAAGGAGGUGGGGCGGCAGCCAAGUGGAACGAGGGAGGGUCGGCCCGAGGGGGCCAGAGAAGAGGACGGAGGGGGGGGGAGCGGGUGGGAGGAGCGGAGAUAGAAUCUGGGAGCAGCAGAAGCCCGAGGGCUAAGGACAGGGGGCACAGGGGUGAAGGAGCGCCAAAGGGGGUGAGCAAGGGGCGCGGCAGGCGGGGCGCCGCAGAGGCCGCUGGGGGGGGGAGGCGGCCCAGGAUGCCCGCGCCGCGCGCCCCCGGGGGGCCCCGAGCGCCCGCGGAGCGGAGGCCGCUGCUGGGGCGCAGGCCGCGGGGGCCGCGGCGGUGGAGGCGGGCGGCGGCGGCCGCGGUGCUCCUGGUGGAGAUGCUGGAGUGCGCCGCCUUCUUCAGCGUCGCGGGCAACCUGGUGCUGUACCUCAACAGCCCCGACUUCCAGUGGGCCGGCGAGCAGGCGUCCCGCGCCGCUCUCGCCUUCCUGGGCGCCUCCUACCUGCUGGCGCCCGUGGGCGGCUGGCUGGCCGACGUGUACCUGGGCCGCCGCCGCGCCAUCGCGCUCACGCUGCUGCUCUACCUGGCCGCCUCCGGCCUGCUGGCCGCCACCGCCUUCCCCGACGGCCGCCGCUCCUUCUGCGGCGAGGUGCGCCAGGCGCCGCUGGGGCCCUCCUGCCCCGCGUCCGGCUGCCCGCCCAGCUCGCCCAGCUCGCCCUCCCCCUACUGCGCGCCCACCCUCUACACCGGGCUGCUGCUGCUCGCCCUGGCCACCAGCUCCAUCAGGAGCAAUCUCACCUCCUUCGGUGCCGACCAGGUGAUGGAGCUCGGUCGCCAUGCCAGCCGCCGCUUCUUCAACUGGCUUUAUUGGAGUAUCAACGUGGGUGCCGUGCUGUCACUGCUGGUGGUGACCUUUAUCCAGCAGAACGUCAGCUUCCUGUGGGGCUACAGCAUCACCGUGGGCUGUGUGGCCUUGGCCUUCUUCGUCUUCCUCUUUGCCACCCCCAUCUUCAUCACCAAGCCCCCCAAAGGCAGCCAAGUGUCCUCUAUGCUCAAACUUGCUCUCCAGAACUACUGUCCCUGGUUGUGGUGCCGACACUUUGCCAGAGAUGCUCAGGAUGCCCAACUGCCUACCCAGCAUUCUCCCCAGCCUGGCCUGUCCCCGCAGGAGGAUGUAGCCAACUUCCAGGGGCUGGUGAAGAUCUUGCCCAUCAUGGUGACUCUCGUACCCUACUGGAUGGUGUACUUCCAGAUGCAGUCCACAUAUGUCCUGCAAGGUCUUCACCUCCACAUCCCAGACAUUUUCCCAGACCCCCCCGUCAACAGCUCGGUGGCUCUGAGCACCCAGCACAGCAAGUACAAGAUCCCAGAAGCCUGGCUCCUCUUGGCCAAUGUCGUGGUGGUGCUGAUCCUGGUACCUGUGAAAGACCACUUGCUCGACCCUUUAUUGCUGCGGUGCAAGCUGCUUCCCUCGGCUCUACAGAAGAUGGCACUGGGGAUGUUCUUUGGUUUUACUUCCGUCAUUGUGGCAGGAUUCCUGGAGAAGGAGCGUUUAGAGUACAUCUAUCACAACCAGACCGUGUCCCAGCAGAUCGGGCUGAACCUGUACUACGCAGCACCACUGUCCAUCUGGUGGCAGAUCCCUCAGUACCUGCUCAUCGGGAUCAGUGAGAUUUUUGCCAGCAUCCCAGGCCUGGAGUUUGCAUAUUCAGAGGCACCGAGAUCCAUGCAGGGGGCCGUCCUGGGCAUCUUCUUCUGCCUAUCUGGGGUGGGCUCGCUGCUGGGCUCCAGCCUGGUGGCACUACUGUCACUGCCAGGGGGCUGGCUGCACUGCCCCAAUGACUCUGGGAACAUCAGCAAUUGCCGGAUGGACCUGUACUUCUUCCUGUUGGCUGGCAUCCAGGCCGCCACGGCUCUCCUGUUUAUGUGGAUUGCUCGCCGCUAUGAGAGGGCAGCUCAGGCCCGCCCGCCCGCCCAAAGCUGUCCCAGCAGGGACCGGGGCUGAGCACGCCCCCUCCCGUCCUGGACACAGACAGCAGCAGCCCCAGCCGGGGUUUCCUUCCCAGUUUAUUCUGUGCCCAACAGUAGGGUGAAAUGUUCCCAUAAAUAAGGGGCAGGGCCCUUCCUCACAA
This is a messenger RNA of Manis pentadactyla (Chinese pangolin), 2309 nucleotides long. RefSeq names its product solute carrier family 15 member 3 (gene SLC15A3). Lineage: Eukaryota; Metazoa; Chordata; Mammalia; Pholidota; Manidae. Gene Ontology annotation, molecular function: transmembrane transporter activity. Gene Ontology annotation, biological process: transmembrane transport. Gene Ontology annotation, cellular component: lysosomal membrane. The record is from RefSeq and is a predicted model, not a curated record.